AUGCGAGUAAGUAACUUACUUAGAUUUCGCAGCACUUCUCUGCAGAGGUGCAGCAUCAAGCAGCAAUAUGUGCCACAGCACAAGCCGGCGCUGGACGAUGAUAUAAAGCGGUUGGAGGAUUUUUUGCUCUCGAAACCAAAUGUAGUUGUGUUGACCGGUGCAGGAAUCUCAACGGAAUCAGGUAUACCCGACUAUCGUUCCGAGGGUGUCGGCCUUUACGCCCGUACCAACCACAAGCCCAUCCAGCACAUGGAGUUUUUAAAAUCGUCCAACGUACGCAAACGGUACUGGGCACGCAACUUUGUGGGCUGGCCGAGCUUCUCCGGUAAACAGGCAAACGCAACACACCAUGCUCUGUCUCGUUUCGAACGCGAAAUGCGCAUUCAGUCGGUGGUCACCCAGAAUGUCGAUCGCCUUCACACCAAGGCUGGCACCAAAAACGUGGUAGAACUGCAUGGCAGUGGUUACGUGAUAAAGUGCCUGUCCUGCGAGUAUCGCACUGAUCGCCACGAGUUUCAGCACAUUUUGGCCUCCCUUAAUUCCACCUUCAAUAAUGUGCUGGAAAUGACACGGCCCGAUGGUGAUGUGGAGAUUCCACUCGAUUAUAUAGAAAACUUCAAAAUACCUGACUGUCCGCAGUGCGGUGGCGAUCUCAAGCCAGAUAUUGUCUUCUUCGGGGACUGCGUGCCCAGGCAGCGCCUCGAUAAGAUCGCUGAAAUGGUCUACAAUAGCGACGGCCUGUUAGUGCUUGGUUCUAGUCUGCUGGUUUUUUCCGGCUACCGCAUCGUUCUGCAGACCAAGGACCUCAAGUUGCCGGUGGCGAUUGUAAACAUUGGAGACACGCGGGCCGACCACUUGGCUGACAUCAAAAUUUCGGCCAAAUGCGGCGAUGUGAUACCUAAACUGUUUGACUACCGCACGAGCGGCUCGGCCAAUAGCAAUAGCUAAUAUUUGUUCUAACCGACGCCACACUAAGCGGAGAAGGGUUUGUUGAUGACAGGGACACUGUGCUGUAGUAUCACAACUUUGUAUGUCUUUAUUUACCCCGAUAAAUUACAAUAACUUUGUGUUUGAGGA
This is a messenger RNA of Drosophila persimilis, 1077 nucleotides long. It is a transcript of the gene Sirt4, whose product is annotated as NAD-dependent protein deacylase Sirt4. Gene Ontology annotation, molecular function: NAD+ binding; NAD-dependent protein lysine deacetylase activity. The record is from RefSeq and is a predicted model, not a curated record. NCBI's taxonomy places the organism in Eukaryota, Metazoa, Arthropoda, Insecta, Diptera, Drosophilidae. The transcript has 2 exons. The coding region runs from base 1 to 948 and encodes 315 amino acids.